GUUCAAUGCGGAACAGACCGGUAACAUACUAUGAUUAAGGCCAUCCAGUGGAAGCAGCGGUUUAUGACGUACUACCACAGGAAGCUGACGCAGGAGGCAGACGCAGGGUCUGUCCGCGAGCUCGCCGGUUCAUAAACUACCUCAGAGAAGAAUCCGCAGCGAUGCUUAGUUUUGGUUUGACUAUAGUGCGACAUGGUGAAACCCAGUACAAUAAGGACAAGCUGCUACAAGGACAGGGAAUUGAUGUGCCGCUGUCUGAGACAGGCCUUCAGCAGGCGGAGGCUGCAGGCCGUUACCUGAGAGACCUGAAAUUCACCAACGUGUUUGUCAGCGACCUACAGCGUGCCCAGCAGACUGCUGACAUCAUCUUGAGAAACAACUUACACUGUGCUGGCAUCAAAGUAAUUAGUGAUCCCUUGCUUAAAGAGAGGAGUUUUGGCACUGCAGAAGGGCAGCCGGUAGAGCACUUGAAGAACAUGGCCAAAGCAGCUGGCUUGUCAUGUCCAGAGUUCACACCCCCUGCAGGAGAGACCCCAGAGCAGGUGAAGCUCCGGGUCAAGGCCUUCCUGGAGGCCUUGUGCCAGCGCAUGGCUGCAGACCACCCUUGUGAUGGAGAGAUGGCACUGGCCCCUGGAACACUGGGGCCCCCUGCAGGCCUUGCUGAUGACGGCAUCCAUGGCGUGGUCCCACAUGCCCUGGUCGUGACCCAUGGUGCUUACAUGCGCCUAGCUGUGCGCUACCUAGUAGAGGACCUGAAUUGCAGUGUGCCACGUGGAGUCAAAGUGUCCCACAUUUUCUCUGCCUGCCCCAACACUGGCAUUUGCCGUUUUGUUGUAACGUUACGCCAUGGCGACGCCAGCCGCUUGCCUCCCAUUGCCAUCCAUUGCAUCUUCGUCAACAGGAAAGACCACCUGAAGUCUCUCAAAGAGCAACCGUAGCAGAAGAGCGCAAGAAACACGAAAGGCCAAAUGCUGGGCAGCUCUGAAAGACAAAUGGCUGAACUGGUUUUAUCUAAAAGCUUUUUUAGAAUUCAGCAUGGUGCAGUUGUACCUUGAUUAAGAUUAAAUUUAUUGAAGGCCUUUUUAAUUCAAGGAAAUACACUGUUUGAAAAGGUUUCCUACAAUUUUAUGUGCUUUAAGUCAGCUGACCUCGAGUUCUGUAAUAAUUCUUUUCCUGUGAGAAAAGCAAUACAAGUAAAAAAAAAAAAAAAAAAUGCAACUGUUUAUAUUCUCUGUAGCUAGUGUAGUUCAUGGUUAUGCAUAUCAUAAGUUUGUCUGCACACAGCAGUUCCUUCACCAUGUGUCUGAAUUGCAUGCAAAAACGCAGUAGAACUGUGGCUCAGACAGCAUACCUGCAGCCCUCGGUGGAUAGAUAAGUGGGUUCUGCAAAGGGAUGAAUGAACAUAAAGCUGCAGGAAGAGAUGUAAGAGCAUCCAGCAGUUUUGUGUGUCUUAUGUCCUGCUGCCUAGAUACUGUUAUGAGACCAGACCUCCUUAUUCAUUGACUGUAAACUUGAUCUUUGCACAGGAUUUGACUUGAUGUUUCUAACAAAAUGCUUUCCCUUGAAAAAGCAUUUAUUACCUUAUUUAUAGGCAAAUAAUACUUGCACAGUUAAAUGUAAAAAAUAUUUCCUUUGUAAGAUAUUCAAUGGACUGUUGUUGGUUUCAUUCAGGUUUUUUGUUGAAUAUCAGAAAGACAAACAAGGACAAAGAAAUUUUGAAGAGAAUCUUCACAUGUUCUUAUGGUGCAUGAACCAAUGAGCCUUCUGGUUUUUCUG
Molecule: messenger RNA, 1776 nt
Organism: Scleropages formosus (Asian bonytongue)
Lineage: Eukaryota; Metazoa; Chordata; Actinopteri; Osteoglossiformes; Osteoglossidae
Product: fructose-2,6-bisphosphatase TIGAR B-like
Exons: 6
Coding region: 162-938 (258 amino acids)
Biological process (GO): regulation of pentose-phosphate shunt; negative regulation of glycolytic process
Cellular component (GO): cytosol
Molecular function (GO): fructose-2,6-bisphosphate 2-phosphatase activity
Source: RefSeq, a predicted model, not a curated record